Molecule: messenger RNA, 2149 nt
Organism: Contarinia nasturtii (swede midge)
Lineage: Eukaryota; Metazoa; Arthropoda; Insecta; Diptera; Cecidomyiidae
Gene: Myd88
Product: myeloid differentiation primary response protein MyD88
Exons: 8
Coding region: 242-1867 (541 amino acids)
Biological process (GO): Toll signaling pathway; defense response to Gram-positive bacterium; MyD88-dependent toll-like receptor signaling pathway
Cellular component (GO): plasma membrane
Molecular function (GO): Toll-like receptor binding; TIR domain binding
Source: RefSeq, a predicted model, not a curated record
GAAGUUUUUUCUUUAUAUGGACAGUUUUUAGGUGCUUACGUAACAAAUACAGACAUACCGAGACAUACGCUGUAUUUAAAUUUUCUUCAAAAUCAAUGAGAAUUAAAAAAAAUUCAACGGUUAAUUUUGUUUAUUUUUGGUCAAACAAGUAUUAUGUGCAGUUAUAUCUGGUCACAUAUUUUCGAAUAACUUGACUCUAACUUCUUCAUAUAAAGCAAAUAGUACAUUGCACGAAAUUAUUAUGAUCGAUUCGAAGAAUUAUGUUGAGAAUGUUCCACCAACGAUAACAAUCAAUGAUGAAGCUUUUAAUAACAAUGUUCAACUAUUAACUCUAUAUCAAGACGAGCAAAAUAACAAUUUCCCUCUGGAAGAAGAUAGCAGAACCAUUGAAUAUUGCAGCCAAAAUGAUCAAAUAAAUGGAAAUUUUUUGUGUUUAUCAAACGAUAGUGAAAGAGAUUUCGAAGAAAUUCCCCUAUCAGCAUUACGGACAAAAAGUCGUGAUUUAUUAUCAAAACGGUUGAAUUCGAUCAAAGUAAUUUUAUCGGAGGAUGGUAUUCCACGGGAUUGGCGAGGAGUUUUAAAUAGCAUUGGUUUAAGUGACGUGGUUAAUACAGUGCAACAAAAACCAGACGAAAUGAAAGAAGUACUCGAGCUGUGGAUAAAUACUCGAAAAGACACAGCCAAAAUAGGAACAUUACAAAAAAUUCUGGAAAAAAUUGAUCGAUGGGAUGUUUUGGAUGAUACUCGUGAAUAUUUUGUUGAAGAUGCUAAAAUUUAUUUGAAAGCGUUAUCCAAGCCUGGAGAAAGUGAAGGAUUCGCCAACCAAUCGUCAGAAUAUAAAGAAAGGACAUUAUUUGAUGAAUCAGAAUUAUUAACACAUGACGAUAUAGCCAGAGCAAAAAUGGGCCUACCACCUCAACGAUAUGAUGCCUAUUUAUUGUUUGACUCUGAUCAUGAUAUAGAUUUCGCAACCCAAAUAAUAGAUAGAAUGGAAACCGAAUAUAAAUUAAAGCUGUGUUUGAAGGAGCGCGAUUUAAUCGGUGGAACAUUCGAGAAUGACGCCAUAAUGAAGAUGAUAUCAGAGCGUUGUGAUCGGUUGAUUGUCAUUUUUUCAAACGCAUUUUUCCAUAGUUUGGCCAAUACAUUUUUUGUCAAGUUUGCUCAAGCACUUGGCAUUGAGCAACGCAAACGUAAAAUUAUUCCAUGUAUGAACGAAAAGUGUGAUUUGCCAGCGUCACUUGCAAUGUAUUUCACAUUGAGGUAUCGUGAUGAAACGCCAUAUUUCAAUUUUUGGAAUAAGUUGUACGAAUCCAUACAUGUUCCAUUUAAUCGAAUGUCUAGUCCAAUGCCAAGAAUUACCAUUACCGAAAUCGACAGCCCCUCAGUUCCGUCUAUUCAGUCUCAGCCGCAAUCGCAGCAGGCAACAUUUCAAAGCUAUAAUAAUUCCGACACAAAAAAAAUUAAAUCAAAGUCAUCAUCGCCCAAUACACCGACAAGCCUGAAAAAAUUGUGGAAUAAUUUACCGAAAAAAAUUGGUUCACAGUCGUCAAUUUCGUCAUCAAUGUGGACACUGCGUGUUGGAGAUAAUAUAUUUGAUAAGGAAAAUGAACGUUGCCAUAGCUCUCUAUCAUUGAAUAAUUCAAUGUCGUCUCCAACACCAACAAAGCACAAAAAGACAAAAGCAAAAUGGUUUAAAAAACUACUCUCUCCUAGCAGUACAUACAAACUUUCAGCGGCCGAAUCAGAUAGCAGUGCAGGAGUGGAGAAUGCAUCCAAAAAGAAAAAGUGGUAUCGCAAAAGAUUCCGUAGUCGUAGUCGUAGCAAAAAUCGCGAACGUGAACUGGAAGCAGCAGUUAACGAAAUUUGAAAAAAAAUGGAAAUUUGCGUAGGAAACGCUUAUCAAUGUGAAAAGUGUUAAAUUAAAUCUCUCAUCAUUCAAAACUCUCUAUUUUUUUCGUUCUUAUCACUCGCAACACAAAAAUAUAUAUUUUUUAAAUUAGUCAGGCUUGACAUAGUAAAUUUGAAAGCACAACAUUUCCAUAUAAAAUAUGUCCUAUUGAAAAAUGUAUUUAAUUGAGCUAUUUCCGUGUCAAAUUGGACAUAGAUCAUAUGCAUUGUUUCCAAUAAAGAUCCAAUAAUACUUUCGGAA